This is a messenger RNA of Monosiga brevicollis MX1, 1113 nucleotides long. RefSeq lists its product as uncharacterized. Gene Ontology annotation, cellular component: mitochondrial small ribosomal subunit. NCBI's taxonomy places the organism in Eukaryota, Choanoflagellata, Craspedida, Salpingoecidae. Gene Ontology annotation, biological process: translation. The record is from RefSeq and is a predicted model, not a curated record. Bases 1 to 1113 code for a protein of 370 amino acids. Gene Ontology annotation, molecular function: structural constituent of ribosome; methyltransferase activity. The transcript is spliced from 7 exons.
AUGGCGGCGGUGGCGACAGCAGGGAGCCGGCGACUGCCUACGGCUUGGCGAGCUGGGCGAUGGGUGAGGGGGAUAUCAGGGCUAACAGAGAGAGACUUUGACCAGUUUGCCCCCGAGGCUACCUCUUUCAACUUCAAGACCAUCGACCCGCCUUUGAUUAUGCUCGACAAUGCUCUUGACUUGCUCAAAGCAUCGCUCAUCCCCUUUCGCGUACCUACGCAUUUCCCUGCUGGCAGCUCGCCGCUGAGCGAGCGACAGUCGGCCAUCGACGCCCGUCCCAUGUAUCACUUUGUCUGUACUCGGCUUUUACCCGAUAUUGAGCUGCCCGAGCGACUGCGUCAUCAAACUGUGACCGAUGAAAAGGAUCUUCCUCUCCGUAAUACCAUUUCCUACGGUCAGCGAGAGGCCCUUGCUUACCUUCCGCAAGUGUGGCCAUCAAACCAAUUAGACUACCAUGCCAUUGAUGCAUCGCAAGCCAUGCACGAGGUUCUGGCUGCCGUUGCACCUAGUCCCGAACACGUGCACUUGCGUCAAUUUCGCUACGUCAACCUCAAUCAGCAGGAACGACAUGACCUCACGGUGGCAGCCUACACACUCAGCGAGCAGCCCAAUCUGCGUGCACGUCGGACUGCCCUUGAGCUUCUCUGGGCCAAGACAGAACGCUACAUGGUCUUGAUUGAGCACGGCUACCAUAACGGGUUUCAGCUUCUCUUGCAAGCUCGCGAAUGGCUCAUGGCACAGGAGGACUUUGGCACCAUGGUAGCACCCGAUCCGCGGCGGGAUGCGAAGGGCCUGCCGUCACCUCACUUGGGAUUCUUCUGUCACCUGGCCCGCAUCUCUCUUUUGACAGUGUCCUCAUCAACUGGCCUGCCCACUGGGCCCCACGUUGAAGCCGUGCCAAGUUCCACUUCGCGUCAGCGCGCCGGCGAAAUUGGUGAGGUGGAGACAGUGCGACGUAGCAAGCGCUUCGGCAAGGCUUGUUGGGAGGACAGCAAUGCGCGCGUGUGGGGAGAUCGCCUCCCGCCACUCUCCGCGCUCGACUCUGACGCGCUGUCUGAAGCAAGGCAUCAAGACAAUACCGCGGGCGACACAGCGGCGCAGCCGACCGAUUAG